AUGUAUGUGACCAAUACUUUAUUGAUGAAAUGCCUAUUGAAUAGCAAAAGGAGGAAUAGUGAGUUAUAUAAUCACCUGUACAAGUCAUGUCGUUUUUAUUGUACUAGCGAAAAACAAAAAAUAGGAAAAUUUUUGGAAGGGAAGAAAGUAAUAACAAAAAAUUUGCUUAUAGAACAUGAAAAUGAUAUAAUAAAUGUUUUAAAAGAUUCAAGAAGAAUAAAAAAUGAAAUAAAUGUUCAAAAUGUAAUAAAAUUACUUCAAGCAUAUAGUAAAAAUAAAUAUAAAAAUGAUACAAUUUCAGACUUGAUAAUUAAAUAUAUUAAACAUAAUGUUGAGGAUAUAUCACUUAUAAAAUUAUGUGUGUGCAUAAAUUAUUUAAUAAAUUUAAAAAUAAAAAAUAAUCAAACUUUUGAUUAUGUAAUAAUUAAUUCAUUUAUUAAAAAAUUAAAAAAUGAUGAACAUAUAGAUUUAUAUGGAAUAUGUCUUAUAUUAAAAUAUGUAAUACAUAAAAAAAUAGCAAACCAAGAACUUAUAUAUAUGUUAUGUGAUUUAACAAAAUCAAAAAUAAAAACUAAUUGUAACUCAUAUGAUAUAUAUAAUUUAAUAUUGUCAUUUUUAGUUAUACAUAAUGAAGGGCUUAUAAAAAAUUAUGCCCUUUAUAAUAAUUUUACACAAACUAGUCAUAAAGAUAAUAAUUCCGAGCAAGCACACAACAAUGGAAAGGUAAAUGUAACUACUAUCCCAUAUAAGGAUAAAGAACAAAAUGUUCAAGACAAAUUUCAUAUAAAUAAUGUUAAUAAUGUGCCAAAAUUAAUGGAAGAUAAUAUUUAUAAUUUAUUAUAUUAUUAUAUAAACCUUGAAAAUGUAAAGACUAAUGAAAUAAUUUUAAUAAUAAGCCAACUAUCUAACAUAAGAUCGAGCUGUUUUGCUCAUAAAAUGAACUUGAGCAAGAAAGAAAAAACAAAUAUAUAUGAAAAAUAUUUAAAAAAAAUAAAUUUUAAUGAGAAUGUUGAAGCAAAAUUAAUAGCAUUAUUAUUAUUUACUUUACAAAGAAUUAUUAUAUCAGGUGAUAUAUCGAUAGAAAUUGCUUAUGAAACAAUAAUACAAUGUUAUAGUCAUUUUCAACUGUUUACUAUAAAAACAAAAGAGCAUGCACAAUUAUUAGCAAAUGAAAAAUAUAGAAAAGAAAUAAAGUAUCAAGAUAAAAAUAAUUGCAUUAAACAAUCGGAAAAUAUAGAACAAGUUAAUCCAAAGGAACUGGCUCGAAAAAAUGAAAUGAAAAAUGAAAAGAAAAAUGAAAAAUAUAAUUACAAAAGCAAUGUAAGAACAUAUUUUACCAUUCAAGAAAUAGGAAUGAUUUUUCAGUUUUAUGAUUCCUUUGUUAAUAUUAAAAAAAUAAAAAAUUUAGGAAAUAUUUCCCCACAAUAUAUUUAUACUAAUGAACAUACAAAUACAACUAUAAAUAAUAGACUUUUAAAAGAAAGUAAACAUGAUAGAACUAAAAAAAUAGACAGCUAUGAAAUAAGAAAUGAUAUAAACGAGGAAAAGUAUUUUCAGAUUUUAAACAAUUUGAAACCAUGUAUAAAUAAUCUAAAAAAAUGUUUAUAUUUUUAUUCAUUAUAUAAUAAUGAUGAAGUAAAAAAAAUGAAUGCUCUUGAUUUUUGUACAAUAUUUAAAGGAUUUUGUAAAAUAUAUACUAACACAAUAUUAGACAAAAAUAUAUUAACAUUUUUUGAAAAUAGUUUAAAUAUAAAUCAAAAUAAAUUUAGUAUUAAUGAAAUAAAGUCUAUACUUAAGUUACUUUUUGAAAACAGAAAUUCGGAUUUGUUUGAAAAUUUAUGCAACACACCUAAAAGUAAAUUUUUAAAUACAAUACAAAAUAUGUUAAUUAAAUCUGUUUUAAAAUUAAAUGAAAAAGAAAUAUGUGAAGAACGAAUAAAACAAAAACAAAAUGAACAAGCUAUGGAAGAAUAUAUCAUGUGUUUUUAUUACUUAUCAUUCAUGAAUUUUAAUGCAAAUACAUAUAUGCUGUUAAAUAACUAUAUCAUGAAAAAUGUUCGGACAAAUAUUUUUAGAAAAAAUAUUCCUUAUAUUAUUAUAAGCAAAUUUAAUUAUCACAAAUUAGAAACAAAAUCUUUAAAGAGCCACCCAACAAUGGAACAUGAAGAAUAUAUAAAAUGGAAGGAAAACAACCCAAAAAACAGCCAAAAAAACAGCAAACCAGAGGAAUAUAUACAUAGUAGGAUAGAUAAUAAAAAUAUACUAACCCCCCAUUUUAAUGCCUAUAAAGAUUCAUUUAGUAUAGACAAUAUAAAAUGUGUUGAAAAUGGAAAUAAUAAUAGAUAUUCAAAUUGUGAUAUUGGUAGGAUACAUGUCUUAUACAAGCUAAUUAACAAACAUUUUGAUCAAUGUAAAAUAUAUUAUAUACUUAAUUCUGUUUAUGUAUUAACAAAAUUUGUAAAAGAAAAGAGAAAUAAUUCAAAUUCAUUAGUACUUUUUUCGAAUUUUAAUUUAAAUAAUAUAUUUAAUAAAUUGCAUAACAAAUUAUAUUCCAAUUUUCAGAGUAACCCCAAAUUAAUGAAAAUAAAUUAUGAUUAUUUUAUAAAUUUUGUAAAAUAUAAUUAUUGUCUUUCAUUUUUUAAUUAUUAUCUAGAUCUUAAUCAUAUACUAAAAAAAAACAUACACUGUUGGUAUACAGGAUUUGCUCAGAAUUUUUAUACCCCAUUUAACACUUAUCUUAUUGUUAACUUUUUACAAAAUUAUGAGCAUGCUUUGAUAAAUAAAAAUAUUUCAUCACACAUAAAAGAAGUAACAAAUAUACUGAAUACAAUUAAGAACGAAAAGACAGAACUUCUUUACAAUUUUAUGAACUAUAUAAAUUUAUAUUACAACAAUUUAACUAUAAAUGAUAUUAUAUAUAUAAUUAAAUCCUUAAAAUUUUUAACACCAGAAAUAAAUCAUAAAAAUACAAUAACCACAUUGGGAAAACUAUUAAAAGUUAAACUUAAUGAACAAAUAAAAAUAUCUACAAUCUCGGAAUUACUAAUUGAAUAUAUUAAGUUUUUAUAUCAUUUAGAAUUAUAUAAAAGUGACUUUUUUCAAAAAUAUAAUCAUUUAAUAGCUAACCAUCUCAUCAUUAUAUUUAAAGCUAUUUUGAAAAAUAUUCUGAACAAUUCAGAAAAUAAUUAUAUAGGAAUGUUGCAACUUUCUAUUAUGUACAUAACUUAUUUUAUUAAAAAUCCGGAAUACAUUUUUAAUUCUCUAUAUUUGAAUCAAUUGCAAAAAAUAAAUUAUUUUAUUAAUCUAUCUCUUAUGGAUUUAGACAAAUAUAGCCAAUCAUGUACCUUUCAGUUACAAAUUUUAAAAGUUCUUCAAGGUAUUACCAAAAAAUUGGAAAAAAAAAUUAUGAACGAGCACAGAAUUUAUAACACCCCAUACACAGUUGAUAUAUUUAUUAAAUAA
Molecule: messenger RNA, 3462 nt
Organism: Plasmodium vinckei vinckei
Lineage: Eukaryota; Apicomplexa; Aconoidasida; Haemosporida; Plasmodiidae
Product: conserved Plasmodium protein, unknown function
Exons: 2
Coding region: 1-3462 (1153 amino acids)
Source: RefSeq, a predicted model, not a curated record